AUGUUUAGGAAAAUAAUUUAAGGCUUUUCAAAAUACUCCCAUAGGUCAACAAUUCCUAGUCUUCUUAAGGAUCCUAAAUAUACAAAACGUGGGAUAUUGAAACCUAAGGGGGAAACCAAAAUGCUAAGAAAACCUUCAAUACCAGAGGAUAUUCCUAAUGCUCAUCUUUAUUAUGAUCAUUCGAAGUUUAUUGAAAUUCAAAAAAACAAUCCUCCUCAUAAAUUAAAAUAUGAAUCAACAGAUUUAGAUUUCAUUUUGAGUAUACUUAAUAAUGAUACCUUUAUUCACACUUAAGAUUUCAAGCUUUGGAAAGCCAUUAAAUAAUUAAAUAUUCAUCAUCCAAAUGAAGUUAAGAAGAAUUGGGAAGUUUUUGAUAGAGCAUAUAGAGUAAUAUUAGACAAUGCGAGAUAUUUGGAUAUUUACAAUUUCAGAUCAUUUACUCAAGUUUCUUAGCAAUAUUAUUCAGACGAUGAAAAAGUUUGGACAGUGUUAUACAGAAUUUCAAUUUAAUUUUUUGUUGGUUGGGAACAUUAACAAACUCCCUUAUUAAGCAAAAUAAUUGAAAAGACACAUUAGCAAUCAUUUUUAUUCUGCUUUCAUAUUAUAAUGCAACAGGUUAGAAGAUUCAAUAUUGAUGUGUCUAAUAUUAUAAUUCAUUUGGAUUAUUUGAUGAGAAACCAUUUAAGAUUUUAUAAAAUUCAUAGUGAAGAAACAUACAAUAAAGUUGAGAAUGUUGAGGAUAAGAAUCAACUAGGAAAUUUCUUAGCUCAUUUUGCAUUUUGUGUUUAACAGAGAAAAGACAUUUUUAACGAUGUGGACAAAGAGGUUAAAGAAAAACAAGUGGAAGAAUUUUUACAUUAAGGACAAAAGCUGUGUUUAGAAUCAUUUGAUAAGCUCACUGCAGGGACCAAGAAAAAUCUAUAAAAUUCAAUAGCUUAUGGCAGAUAUUAGUAUAAGCCAUUAUUUGACAAUUUUAAAUGAGAAUAUCUAUAAAUAUAAUUUUAUAAUUAUAUAGUUAUCUGAUAGA
This is a messenger RNA of Paramecium tetraurelia, 1027 nucleotides long. RefSeq lists its product as uncharacterized. The transcript has 4 exons. NCBI's taxonomy places the organism in Eukaryota, Ciliophora, Oligohymenophorea, Peniculida, Parameciidae. The record is from RefSeq and is a predicted model, not a curated record.